UCGCCCCAUACGGCGCCGCGCCUACAAAAAGCCGGGGCGCGGAGCGCUCGUGUCCGUUGCAGCUGCGGAGGUCCAGAGCACGAGAGGUCGAGCCGCGCCGAGCUAAUACAACGGAGCGCAUGGACGGGCAGGGGAAGGAGGGCGGCGGGGGAGCGGGGAGCGAGUGCGACGUGGUUGGCAGGGCCUUCGUGGAGUACUACUACCAGACGUUCGACGGCAACCGCGGCGCGCUCGCCGCGCUCUACGGCGGCACCUCCGUCCUGUCCUUCGAGGGCCACCGCGUGGCCGGCGCCGCGGAGAUCGGCCUGAAGCUGGCCCAGCUGCCCUUCGAGCAAUGCCGGCACUCCAUCUGCACCAUCGACUGCCAGCCCACGCCCUCCUUCCCCGGCGCCAUCCUCGUGUUCGUCAGCGGCAACCUCCAGCUCGCCGGCGAGGAGCACCAGCUCAGGUUCAGCCAGAUGUUUCAGCUGGUGCCCAACGAGCAGGGAAGCUUCUUCGUGCAGAAUGACAUAUUCCGGCUCAACUACGGAUGAUACGCAUGCUAUGCGUAUUCGAGAAAAAAACUACGGAUAGCAGAGCGGGGUCGCGUGGGGUUGCCGAAAGGAUGUGGAUGCUUGGAUGCUUUGGCCCCGUGGAUGGACGCCCUUGCUUUUUCGCGCUCAUUCUUUUCUUUACAUUACGUUCAUGUAGCAGCAUCCUGAAUGAAUAAUAAAGUUGGUGGUGGCCGUGGUGUACGUGGUGUACUUCGAACUGAAA
This is a messenger RNA of Triticum urartu, 756 nucleotides long. RefSeq names its product nuclear transport factor 2B. Gene Ontology annotation, biological process: nucleocytoplasmic transport. The record is from RefSeq and is a predicted model, not a curated record. NCBI's taxonomy places the organism in Eukaryota, Viridiplantae, Streptophyta, Magnoliopsida, Poales, Poaceae.